AUACUUGAAUUACUUGUUACUUUUUUGAACCAUGAUUAAAUUUAUUUUUAAAAAACUUCGUGAUUGCUACCAUAAUGGAAGUGAUUCAUAAAUCGUUUGGGUGUUAUGUUGAGUCCUCACAGAUGGAGAAACUGGGGUUCUAUAAUCUUUCUAUAGGCUUUCAAUUACGUUACUCAAUUUUCUAGCACACUAUAAUCACCAUUCCUGCACGCCAUUUCCCACUUAAAUGCUAGCUCAAAGACAUAAAGGGUGUAGUCAAUACCCCCCAACUAGAAGGGUAGUCCAUCUGUGAAAGGUUUUCAUCUAUCCAAUGUUCCAUCCAUUUUAGGUUCUACAUUACAGGCAGAUGCAAGAGUUGGAAGCCAAUCAUUGAUUCCCAAUUGUGGGUGAAUGGAGUUGACUGUGAAUUCAGAAUAUUUUUGUUAUUUUGCAUUUGUUGUGAUAGUGCUGUAUCUCUAUAAUUCAGAUUAGGCUACAGAACUGUAGAUGGCAUUUUCACAUCAUAAAAUAUAUUCCACUAAAAACUGAACAAGUUUUUACAUUGGACUUGGUUGUCAGAGGUGAAAAAAUAUGGUAGCCAUGAGAGUUGAACUUUAGGGGGUUGGUGUGUUACUAACAUUGAAAGCUGGAAUUUUUGGAGACAGUGCUGCUUCAACGGCUAUUGGCCACUUGGAGGUGGUACUGUGACCUGCUUAAUUUGGAGGAGGAGAGAGAGAGAUUGAUACAAGUGGAUAAAAAUGAUAUUUGAAAAUAAUUUUCUGUGUCAGUAUUUAUAUGCCCCCAGGCCCUAGAAGUAAAAUUAGAUUGCAAACCUUGCUAUACAUAUUCACAAAGAAAAUAGGUAGAUCAAUAAAUUAAUUCCAAAACAUGCACUAUAUGCUACUUUUGUGAUAUGUUGGUAAAAACUUGUAAACAACAUUUUUAGGUCUAAAAUAUAAUCGCAUUCACCAUCCUUUGCAGUUCCCCAAGUAAUCACAAACAGAAAAAUGUAAAGAGAAUCACUGCUUUGCCUGGUGACUGGAUAAAUAUCUCUUCAUAUGAUGCCAUGAUGAUACCUGAAGGGCAUCAUUGGGUUGAGGGAGACAAUCCAGCCUGUAGCAUAGACUCAAGAUCCUUUGGCCCCAUUCCUCUCGGUUUGGUUUGUGGACGGGUUAUCCAUGUUGUGUGGCCGCCUCACAGAGUAGGUGAAGCUGACAGAAAAAUAACCGAACAAAGAUUGUCCUGAUGAUUUUGUUAAGAUUCGCGAGAGCAGGCCACCUUAUCGCUCACCUCUGCUAAGGUGAGAUCAUCUGCCCGAUUCUGCCGACUGGCGACUGCAGUUCUUUUCAUCUGGGCUCCGGCAAUUUUCGCUCAUAUUAUGAAUAUGUAUUUAUAUUACACACGCGUACAUACAUUUGCAUUGUAUUGUUUCUUGAUUGAGUUAAUUUUUUGGGAAUUUGAUUUUUUCUGUCGAUUGUGUGAUUUUUGGGAAGAGUUCAUUAUCAAUAUCAGUUCGAUGGGAAGGCUAUUUUUGAUCAAUCUUGAAGGGAGAAUGUAUACUUGCAAGCACUGCCGAACCCAUCUUGCUGUUUUUUCUGAUCUCAUCUCCAAGUCUUUCCACUGCAGUACUGGAAAGGCUUAUCUCUUCGAUAAGGUUGUGAAUGUGACUACUGGUCAGAAGGAAGAGAGGAAGAUGAUGACUGGUGUGCACACAGUUGUUGACACGUUUUGUGUGCGGUGCAGUGCACUUGUGGGAUGGAGAUACGAAAUUGCUCAUGAGAAAAGCCAAAAGUACAAGGAAGGAAGAUUUAUCCUUGAGAGGUAUACAAAUAAACCAUGUUUGGUACACACUAUUGGAGAGUUUAAGGUAUUGGGACCGGAUGGAAGUGCAUAUUCAAUGGGUCAAGAAGAUUACGUAUCUGGAAGUGAAGAUGAAGUUUGAACAUUUUUGGACAUUUUCGUGAUUGAUCAACUUUUUUGAAACUAUACGUCGUUUCCUUAGCCUUCUAGUUAUGUUCCUCGUUAUCAUUACUCAUUAGUGAACUCGAAACAGUUUUACAAGAUGAUUUACGAUGUUGAUCAUUAUUAGAAUAUUAACAAAAAUGUGGAUUUGAUAGCACUCCUUCCAAAUGCUAUGAUGUUGGAUUGCCAAUUAGAAUUGUGUCAGUCGUUUAUGAUAUGUUAA
Messenger RNA from Olea europaea var. sylvestris, 2164 nucleotides. Its product is annotated as protein yippee-like At3g08990. Gene Ontology annotation, cellular component: ubiquitin ligase complex. The record is from RefSeq and is a predicted model, not a curated record. The coding region runs from base 1358 to 1921 and encodes 187 amino acids. The transcript is spliced from 7 exons. NCBI's taxonomy places the organism in Eukaryota, Viridiplantae, Streptophyta, Magnoliopsida, Lamiales, Oleaceae.